Polistes canadensis is the source of this 1888-nucleotide messenger RNA. It is a transcript of the gene Nelf-E, whose product is annotated as negative elongation factor E. Bases 506 to 1333 code for a protein of 275 amino acids. The record is from RefSeq and is a predicted model, not a curated record. Gene Ontology annotation, cellular component: NELF complex. Gene Ontology annotation, molecular function: RNA binding. NCBI's taxonomy places the organism in Eukaryota, Metazoa, Arthropoda, Insecta, Hymenoptera, Vespidae. The transcript has 3 exons. Gene Ontology annotation, biological process: negative regulation of transcription elongation by RNA polymerase II.
UUAACAUUUUUUAUAAUCAUAAAGAGUCAUUGUAUAUUGGUAAAAAAAAUUGAUAUAUACAUUAUUUGAAUGCAUGAAUCUUUCUACGAGUAACAUGUAUAAUUAAUUAUUCAUUUUAUUUAUGAAUAAAUUAUAAUUGUCUUUUUAAAAGAGACAAAGUUAGGGGUUCGAUAUUUUAAACGCUCGACGGUUGGUAGCACUUGUUUAUGACAAUUUGUAUAAAGAGUCAUUGUAUAUCAUUAAAAAAAAUGGAGAUAUAUUAUUUUAACGUAUGAACCUUUCUACGAGAGUAAAAUGUAUAAUUAAUUAUUCAUUUUUUUUUUUAUUCAUGAACAAAUUAUAAUUGUCUUUUCAUAAGACAAAGUUAGGGGUUCGAUAUUUUAAGCGCUCGACGGUUGGUAACACUUGUUUAUGGCAACUUGUUACAAAUUUAAUCUACUGAUAAUCUGGUACGGUGGUGUUUUAUUACAAUUAUUGUUGUGACUGUAUUUAUUAGUAAUAUUACAUGCAAAAUAUGGUUUAUUUACAUUUUACGUCUAAUUUAACCGAGGAGGAAUCGAUGUUGCAGAUGAAAUACGGCAAACUUAAGAGAAAGAAAAAAGCAUUGCAAGAUUUAAAAUCUCCUAAACAAGAAACAGAACGCGUACCACAAGCACCUAAACGUCCGACAGAAGCAAGAGAUGCUAGAGAAGUUGCGAAAAAGCUUAUUAAGUCUGGCGUCAUUACAGCACCGAAAACACCCAAGAGACCAGAACAAUCAUUUAAAAGACCACGCGGAUUAGAGAGAAAAUUAAAUAGUACAGAAAAGACAGUUAGUUCGUAUCAACCAUUUUCAGCCGCGCAAAUGGAAGAAGAAGAGAGCGAAACUGUAAGACCUAGAGUUAAGGAUUUAUAUGAUUGUUUUGUAAGUGCUCAAGACAAAGAAGAUAGAAGUACGGUUGAUAAGCAAGCACAAGUAAAACAAGAAGUGAAACCCAGAGCUGGUAAUACAAUAUUUGUUUGCGGCUAUAAAAUUUCUGAAGAUUUCUUGAAGAAACAUUUCCAAACAUUUGGCAACGUUAUUAACAUAUCGAUGGAGGCUGAGAAAAAUAGAGGAUUUGUGACCUUUGACAAACCGGAGGCAGCUGAGAGAGCGAUCAGCGAGAUGGAUGGAAGCAUGGUUUCUUCGAUUCAGUUAAAAGUUUCUUUGGCAAGAAGACAACCAAUAAUAGAACCGAUAAAUGAUGCUUCUUCUAGUACAAUGUGGACCUCGAUAGCAGCUAAUUAUUCCCUGAAGAGCGUACAUAAAGAUAGACGAGACUUAAAAGUUUACGAGGAAGAUCUUUUUCAAUAAUACGAAAUACGAUGAUUUUAUUUUUGGUUAACUUUUCAUUUUUAUAAUCGCUCUAUACGAGAGUCCACGUAUAUUUGCGAUAUUGGCCUAUAUGCGUAUUUAUGUUUUUUUAAAUGAUCACAACUUAUGAUCACAAAAAUUAGUUUGUUUCUUUGUUUUUUGUUAGAAAAUAACAUGAUAUCAGCUUUGGUUACAGUAAAUCUUAAAUCUGGUCACUGAUGACUGACUACGUCUAAUGUCUAACAUUUUUGUUAUAUCUCACUCAGCAGAUAAAAUUGAUAUUUUAGUUAUUAUAUUUUAUUAAGAUAUUUUUAAUUUUACGAUAUCAAAAACGGACUGAUAAGUUUAAGAGCCUACGCAAACCCAAGUUUGAGUUUUUCGCCAUUUUGUUGAAAAUGUUUUUUGUUUCUUUUAUUUUUAAUUUAAAAUUGUUUUACCGUCGAACUAAAACUUCUGACUUUGGGUUGCAGCCUAUAAAGAUUAUAUCUAAAUUAACACCUGUACAAUAUAGUAUAAGACUAAUGAGUAAGCAAAUAAAAAUUAUUCUCGUUCUAA